GAAUGUCAAAAAAGACUGUAGGAUAAAAAUACGAAUACGAACUUUAAAAUAGAUUGGGAUAAGGAGCAUUUGCUGAAGUGUACAAAGGCAAAAACAAAGUGACAGGUGAAAUAGUUGCUAUUAAAGUUAUUAAAAGAUCACUUUUGGCAAAAUAUGGGUAUGAUAAUAUUACUAUUUAUUUAAAGAGAUGACAUUCUCAAAUAAAUUCAUCAGGAAGUCAGUAUAUUGUAAUCUUUGAUGCUUUCAAUGAGAAAGACUUUGUGUCCAUUCAUAAAUAAAAUUUAUGAAUGUCUUGAAACCUCAAAUAACAUAUAUAUAGUUUUAGAAUUUUGCAAUCAAGGAACCUUACUUGAUAAAAUAAAAAAGACUCGUAAGCUUCCUGAAGAUGAGGCCAUAUUUGUGUUCUUCUAAUUAGUAUAAGCCUUAGAUUUUUUGUGUGACAAUAAUAUUGCACAUAGAGACAUCAAACCUGAGAAUGUUUUUAUCAAAGAUGGUGUAUAUAAAUUAGGAGAUUUUGGAUUUGCAGGUCAAAAAUCAUUAUACAAUACUCAUUUAGGAACAUAUCCAUAUAUGGCUCCUGAAUUUUUUAAUUCUAAUUAAUAUGAUGGAAAUCAAGUAGAUAUUUGGGCAUUAGGAUUAUUAUUUCAUGAGAUUCUCUUUGGAGAGAUCUACUUUAUUGGAAAUAGUCAAUAUGAAGUGUCUCAAAAGAUCUUAAGUAAAUAAUACACAUUAGGAUCUCAACAUUAAUGUUGUAAAGAGAUUAGGGAUUUAUUACCAAGAAUGAUAGAGAAAGAUAAAUCAAAGGUAAAUUAUAAUAAAUAUUAUUUAUAUAGCGUAUAACAGCUAAAUAGAUAUUGGAAUUACCAAUAUUUUAGAAAUAUAAGAAAGAUAAUAGAUAUUUGGAGAUUGAAGAGAAGGAGAGACAAUUUUGGUAGUAAUUCUUAAAGAGUGAGAAUAGUCAAACUGAAGAAGACAUAAAAAAGGCAUAAAAGGAAGAAGAAGAGAGAUAACGUAAAGAAGAAGUAGAGAAAUAAAGAUUGGCAUUGGAGAAAUUAUAAAGAGAAGAAAAUUAGAAAAGAGAGAGAAUUAAUUAAUAGAUAUUAAAGAUUAUUGAUAUAAUCAAUGAUAUGAGAAAUGGCAUAAUGAUAAUUAUCAAAUUAUGUGAAUUUCUUUAAAAUAAUUUCAGUGAAGUUUGUAGAUAUGAUAUAUUCUACAUACUUAAACAAGGAUAUUAAUAAUAACAUAUUUUAAAAGAGAAAUUAGAUAGAGCUGAUAUAUUAACUAAAUAGGAUCAUGUAGAUUUUGAGGGAAUUGAUUUAGAUGUUUGGGAUUACUUUUAUCAAGAUCAAAAGUUUUAAUUAUAUUUAUAUUAAUAGUGUAUAAUGUUUGAUAAUUGAUAUUGAACAUGAUAGAAAUCAAGUUAGAAAAUCAUAUAUUAGUCAAUUUAAUUAUUUAAACAAUUGGACUAGUAGCAAAUACAAUAAUUAUUUAUUAGAAUUCUAAUCAGUAUUAUCUUGAAUAGAUAUAUUAGAUUGGAGAUCUAGAUAUUACAGGUGGAAUUCCUUUAGAAUUGUAUCUAAAUUAGUUGGCUUCUACGAUUACAUUUUUAAAAAAUGAAGAAUCUAAACAAAGUGAUAAUGGAAUUAAAUUAUUGUUAAAGAAGGCAAUUAUUUGGAUUUUUGUUGUGGCUUACUACAAAGAAUUGAUUUCUGGAAAUAAAGUUAAUAUAUCCAAGUUCUUAAGAAGCAUUGAUAGUGACGAACCUGAAGAAAUGAAAAAAUGCUUAUAUUCAUAAUGA
Paramecium pentaurelia is the source of this 1798-nucleotide messenger RNA. The record is from the annotation of a GenBank genome assembly. NCBI's taxonomy places the organism in Eukaryota, Ciliophora, Oligohymenophorea, Peniculida, Parameciidae.